AUGUGGCUGAGAGAUCUCCUUCCGCACGAUGUACCCGAAGCGAGGGUUUUGACCUUUGAGUAUGACUCAAAAUGGCUCAAGGAUCCGUCUCUAGUCAGCCUCCGAGACUGCGCAGACAGGCUGAUUGAGAGCGUCCUUUGGGACCGAACUCACCUGGGAGAGACGAAAGCACGUCGCCCCCUGAUUCUUCUCGGCCACAGUUUCGGCGGUCUAGUGGUAAAAAUGGCUUUGGUUAGAGCUGCGGCGGUCCAACGGAAUGACUCCAGAUACGACAACUAUCAGUCCUUUCUUCGGUCGGUUGCUGGGGUCCUUUUUCUGGGCACCCCGCAUGCCGGUUCAAAUUUUGCCAUCCUUGCAAACUCCUGGGGCCGAUUCCUGUCCAAGGUCAGAUAUGAUGUCAGUCUGGAUCUGAUCAAGCUUCUCCGACCUCUCGCUGUCGAGGGAGGUGCCGCUCUCGAUGAUCUGGAAGAAGACUUUCAAUCAAUUCGGAGGGAAGAUUAUCUGAGUGAACUGAUUACUUAUUACUUUUGGGAAGGGAAGAAAGUUAAGAUCUACGUAAGUAUCGUUUUUGGGCAUCCGCAUCAAUGGCAAUGUUUACUAACCGAUCUCGUAUUAUGGCUGGGGCGACAGGGCUUUAGAACAGUGGUAGGCGUGAACCCCCCUCCCCAAAUCCAUUGCUCAUCGUGCUUGAACUGA
This is a messenger RNA of Lasiosphaeria miniovina, 696 nucleotides long. RefSeq lists its product as uncharacterized. The transcript has 3 exons. NCBI's taxonomy places the organism in Eukaryota, Fungi, Ascomycota, Sordariomycetes, Sordariales, Lasiosphaeriaceae. The record is from RefSeq and is a predicted model, not a curated record. The coding region runs from base 1 to 696 and encodes 231 amino acids.